AUGGAUAAAUGGCAAAGACUAGCUGACAUUGAAGAAGAUUGUUUGAAGCAAAGAUCAAAAGUUCAUUGGCUGGAUGUGGGAGAUGGAAACAAUAAGUUCUUUCACAGCUCAGCAAAGAUAAGGGAAGUAAGAAAUGCCAUUCAUGAAAUCCUCCGAGCAAAUGGGUCUAUAGCUAUAUCAGAUGAAGAGAUCAAAAUUGAAGCGGAGAGUUUCUUUGCUGAUUUUAUGACAAAGAAGCCAAUGGAUUUUGAAGGUGCUACGGUUGAUACUUUAAAAAAAUUGUUGAACUUCCAGUGUAGUGAAGUUGAUUCAAUCAAGCUGGAGAGAGAGGUUUCUAAGGAUGAGAUAAAAGAUGUUAUUUUUCACAUGCCUGGAUAUAAGUCAUCAGGGCCAGAUGGUUUUACAACGGAAUUCUUCAAAGAAGCAUGGCCUGUGAUUGGAGAAGAUGUAACUAAAGUGAUUCAGUCUUUCUUUGCAAAAGGAUUCUUACCCAAAGGUCUCAACUCCACGAUUUUGGCACUCAUACCCAAGAAAGUUGAAGCAAAAAUGAUGAAAGACUACAGGCCUAUCUCCUGUUGCAAUGUUCUCUACAAAAUUGACAUCUCAAAGGCUUUUGACUCAGUCCAAUGGCCAUUUUUGAUCAACACACUCAAAGCUUUGGGUCUUCCUGAACAGUUUAUCAACUGGAUUACUCUCUGCAUUACUUCAGCCUCUUUUUCAGUACAAGUUAAUGGGGAGCUGGCAGGGUAUUUUCAGAGCAGUAGAGGGCUAAGGCAAAGAUGUUCGCUGUCACCUUACUUGUUUGUGAUCUGCAUGAAUGUUUUGUCACAGAUGCUUGAUGAAGCAGCGAAGCAGGAGAAAAUAGGGUAUCACCCGAAGUGCAGAAAUAUUAAUCUUACCCAUCUAUGCUUCGCAGAUGACUUGAUGAUCUUUGCAGAUGGCACAAGAAAUUCGAUAGAAGGAAUCCUUACAGUGUUUGAGGAGUUUGAUAAGAUGAGUGGGCUGAAGAUAAGUAGGGAGAAAUCUGUGUUGUUUAUGGCAGGAACAGAUCAGAGAGGGGAGGAUAUCUUAAGGCAAUUCAACUUCGCCACUGGGAAAUUGCCACUUAUUUGGAGGAUACUUUCUGCUCACUCUCUGUGGGUGAACUGGAUAAAGAUCUAUCUAAUCAGAAAAGGCUCGAUAUGGAUGAUCAAAGACAACACUCAAAGUGGCUCUUGGAUGUGGAGAAAAAUACUCAAGAAUAUAGAGAAGGCAAAGAAAUUCUAUGGAGUUGAAGUGCAUGAUGGCAAGACAACAUCCUUCUGGUAUGAGGCGUGGAGCACGAUGGGGUGUUUGAAAGAUAUAGUAAGAGAAGGAAGCGUUAUUGAUAUGGACAUUCCAGUGAAUGCCACAUUGGAAGAAAGUAUGAAUCAUAGAAGAAGGAGGCAUCGAGUACCAAUACUAAACAGGAUUGAGCUGGAGAUAGAUAAGUUCAAAGAGAACUGGACUAGGGAGGAAGACGUCUCGAUGUGGAAAAAUGAAAAAGGCAAGUUUAAAAAUAAGUUCUCAACUAAAGAAACUUGGCUUAGCAUUAGAGAGAAGCAUAUCCCAUGUGACUGGUAUAAGGCGGUCAGGUUUAAACACGCGACACCAAGAUUUGCAUUCAUCACUUGGGUUGCUAUGCAUGGGAGAUUAGCAACAGGAGAUAGAAUGAAGAGUUGGAAUAUAACAGUAGAUGCGUCGUGUGUCCUAUGCCAAGAGCCUUUGGAGAGUACAACACAUUUGUUUUUUGAAUGUGCAUAUUCAGCACAAGUAUGGAAAGCGUUGAUGAAGGGUAUUCUCCAAGAUCAAUACUCGGUAAACUGGGAGAAUCUCAUUAGGCUGGUAACUGGGAGACAGAGUUGGGAUAAAACCAAGAUAUUUACAGUGAGAUAUGCCAUUCAGCUAGUGAUCUAUUCUAUUUGGAGAGAACGAAACAGAAGGAGGCAUGGUGAGCUCGCGGUACCGGCAUCAGUUCUGUCUCAGAGAUUGGAUAAAGCAAUGAGAAACCAGUUCUAUGUAAUUCGCAGAAGAGGAGAUGUUUCUUAUGAAGAUGGAAUGACUAAGUGGUUUGAAACAAGAUGA
Raphanus sativus (radish) is the source of this 2103-nucleotide messenger RNA. RefSeq lists its product as uncharacterized. Lineage: Eukaryota; Viridiplantae; Streptophyta; Magnoliopsida; Brassicales; Brassicaceae. The coding region runs from base 1 to 2103 and encodes 700 amino acids. The transcript has 3 exons. The record is from RefSeq and is a predicted model, not a curated record.